CCUUCCUGAGUUCUCUCUCACAUAAACGACGCGUCGACUCUCCCUCCCUCUCCUCCUCCCCCCUCUAGCAAUCGGCGAGCGAUGGCGUGGGCGACACGGUUCCUGUCUGCGGUGUGCUUCUUCGCGGCGGGCGUCCUCUUCGCCCCAGAUGUCCUCGUCGGCGACCGCUCCGGCUCCGGCGCCACCGCCGUCACGGCCGCCAAGGUGUCCCACCUCCUCUGCUUCGCCACCUGCUGGGGCGCUGCGCUCUGGGCUACCUUCAUCGGCGGAAUCAUCAUGUUCAAGAAUCUGCCGAGGCACCAGUUCGGGAACCUGCAGGGGAAGAUGUUCCCGGCCUACUUCACGCUCAUCUCCGCCUGCGCCGCCGUCUCCGUCGCCGCCUUCGCCUACCUCCACCCGUGGAAGGCCGCCUCCGCCGUGGAGCGCUACCAGCUUGGCUUCCUCAUCUCCGCGCUCGGCUUCAACCUCUCCAACCUGCUGGUCUUCACCCCCAUGACCAUUGAGAUGAUGAAGAAGAGGCACAAGAUCGAGAGAGAGCUUAGCAUCGGUGACGAGGUCGGGUGGUCAAAGAACGUCAAGACGGCAAAAAGCAACCCUACCCUCGCUGCGAUGAACAAGAAGUUUGGGAUGAUCCACGGUCUCUCAUCGCUGGCCAACAUCUUGUCGUUCGGCAGCCUUGCCAUGCACUCCUGGUACCUUGCCAGCAAGCUUGAGCUGUGAAGUGUACAGGCACCCAGCUUGACCACGGACACACGGUUGAAUCUAGUAUCAUCACAAUAUGCCUAUGCUUCGUUCUAAAAGCGGCUACAUGUUAUGAGCUUGCAAACAGAUUUAAUUGUAGACUUGACUUUGGAUGAUUGUACUUGAAACAACUUGCUGGAGGAAACGUUACCGGUUACCCCGUUACUGCUGCCAAAUGCUAAUAGUAUGUCUCGUGAGAA
Triticum dicoccoides is the source of this 941-nucleotide messenger RNA. RefSeq names its product transmembrane protein 205-like. The transcript has 3 exons. The coding region runs from base 82 to 720 and encodes 212 amino acids. NCBI's taxonomy places the organism in Eukaryota, Viridiplantae, Streptophyta, Magnoliopsida, Poales, Poaceae. The record is from RefSeq and is a predicted model, not a curated record.